Messenger RNA from Bombina bombina (fire-bellied toad), 5196 nucleotides. Its product is annotated as zinc finger protein 407-like. The record is from RefSeq and is a predicted model, not a curated record. Lineage: Eukaryota; Metazoa; Chordata; Amphibia; Anura; Bombinatoridae.
GAUCUGGGAAGAUUCAUAUUUAAGGGUAAUUAUAACACCCACAGAGCUAACUGUACUAAAUGCUUGUGCUGAAUCAAUAGCACAUAUGUAAUAACCUAAACAGCUGAUCUGUAUCACAUGCAAUGUAAUUAUAACACUCACAGAGCUAACUGUACUAAAUGCUUGUGCUGAAUCAAUAGCACAUAUGUAAUAACCUAAACAGCUGAUCUGUAUCACUUGCAAUGUAAUUAUAACACCCACAGAGCUAACUGUACUAAAUGCUUGUGCUGAAUCAAUAGCACAUAUGUAAUAACCUAAGCAGCUGAUCUGUAUCACAUGAAUUGUUAUGUGUGCCUUUAAUGAUACCAUACGUACAGUUAAUAAGAACCAUUAUUUAUUAUUAUCUGUCUAAACCAUUUACUAUACUUUUUACAGACACGGCCAGAGCACUGAGAGGUAUCAGGUAUUGAUGUAACUGGAGUGAAUAAGGGAACCUUCUUCCUGAGCACAGACAUUGGAGCCUGUUAUCAGCAUGAACUCAUAUGUGUUAGACAAACACGUGAAUAGUUCAUAUCCCUCCUUCACUACAGAAAGCAUAAGAAUGAUUCCACAAACUCAAAUAGUCUUAGACACCAAUGACUAUUCACAAACAUUGGGGAUAUCACAAAAGAUAUUAACAGACGAUGGUGAAUUGGCAGGAACUGGGCAGCAAUCAUUAUGUACAGAGAGUAAUUUAGUCAUCAAACAAGAGGACAACAUUUAUGCCUUAACUAGUGAAAUGAUUAUCCCAGAGGAUAAACCACACACAUUUACUGGGUUUUCAAAACAUAUUAAAGAAGGGAAAAGUCUUCAGUCUAACCAAAUGAUUCAUGCAAAGGAGAAACCUUUCAAAUCUACAGAAUGUGAGAAAAGCUUUAGAUGGAAGUCUCAGCUACUAGAACACCACAAAAUUCACACAGGUGAGAAACCACACACAUGUACUGAGUGCGGCAAGUGUUUUACAGAAAAACGUAAUCUGAAAAUUCAUGAAAGGAGUCACACAGGAGAAAAGCCGUUCACAUGUACAGAGUGUGGAAAAUGUUUUACACAUAAGAGUAAUCUGAAAACUCAUGAAAGGAUUCACACAGGGGAAAAGCCUUUCAGAUGUACAGAGUGUGGAAAAUGUUUUACAGGAAAACGUAAUCUGAAAAUUCAUGAAAGGAGUCACACAGGAGAAAAGCCGUUCACAUGUACAGAGUGUGGAAAAUGUUUUACAGUACAGAGUCAUCUGAAAACUCAUGAAAGGAUUCACACAGGAGAAAUGCCAUUCACAUGUACAGAGUGUGGAAAAUGUUUUACAGAAAAAAGUAGUCUGAAAACUCAUGAAAGGAGUCACACAGGAGAAAAGCUGUUCACAUGUACAGAGUGUGGGAAAUGUUUUACAGAAAAAAGUAAUCUGAAAAAGCAUGAAAGGAGUCACACAGGAGAAAAGCCGUUCAAAUGUACAGAGUGUGGAAAAAGUUUUACAGAAAAAAGUAAUCUGAAAAGUCACGAAAGGAUUCACACAGGAGAAAAGCCGUUCACAUGUACAGAUUGUGGAAAAAGUUUUACAGUAAAAAGUAAUCUGAAAAGUCAUGAAAGGAUUCACACAGGAGCAAAGCCGUUCACAUGUACAGAGUGUGGAAAUAGUUUUACAGAAAAAAGUAAUCUGAAAAGGCAUGAAAGGAGUCACACAGGGAAAAAAAACCUUUUCACAUGUAGGUGUGGAAAAAGUUGUAUACAUAAGAGUGAACUGAAAAUUCAUGAAAGGAUUCACACAGGGGAAAAGCCUUUCACAUGUACAGAGUGUGGGAAAUGUUUUACAGAAAAAAAGUCACUGAAAAAGCAUGAAACUAGUCAAACAGGAGAAAAGUCUUUCUCAUGUACAGAGUGUGGGAAAUGUUUUACACAUAAGAGUUAUCUUAAAAGUCAUGAAAGGAUAUACAAGGGAAGAAACAUUUCACAUAUUUGGAAAGGCAAGCAUAAGAGAAAGGUCAGACAUUCAGUAAGCGAGGUAUCGGAUGCUAUUAUUGCAAUAUCAGACGUGUCCUCUCAACAACCUGAAGAGGAGGGUGCUGUUGUGGCUUCUGAGGGAGAGAGUUCAGAUUCAGAUGGUUUAUUACCUCUGACAGACUCGGAGGUGAAAGAACAGGUCACAGAUCUAGAACAAAAGUUAGACGACACAGAGAACAGAACUCAACGCAACAACCUUCAAAUCAAAGGGAUACCUGAGAAGGUGCCUGGCAACGCAAUUCACGACUACCUCCAAGAGAUAUUUCAAUCCCUGGCAAUAGCGAACUCUGUUGUUAUUCAAGAAAUCCCUCUGGAAAGAGCUCACCGCACACUUCGCCCUAAGCCUACAGAAAACCAUCUUCCCAGAGAUAUUGUGGUGUGCUUUCAGAGCUUCAGGGAUAGAGAAAAGAUACUGAACUUUUCUAGACAACAGCACAAAUUUACAUACUUAGGUGCAAAGAUCCAAUUCUUCCAAGACCUCUCCAUCAAAACAUUGCAGAGAAGAAGAGACUUUAACAUCCUAACUACGCAUCUAAGAUCCUUGAAGGUUCCCUAUAGAUGGGGCUUCCCUGUAUCCAUCCAAACUAUCAAAAGUGGGAAACGAAUCGAAUGUACAGACCCAUCCAGCACAGCUUCCUUCUGUGCUGCACUGGGAAUAAUAGCUCCAGAUGUUCCUACAAUAUCAGAUGCGUUUCGUGAAUUCCUAUUACAUGCCUGGACGGAUUUUAUCACUGAUAAUAAAGAACAUAGCUCAUCCCCAGAGCUGUUCUGGGAGACUGCCAAAGCGGUGUUAACAGAAGCUAAGAUAUCCUUAGAUACCUUUGUGAAACGUCAGGCAGCUCAGGGACUCCUUAAGAGAAACUCCAUAUAUCUACGCUAUGGAAAUAAGGCAGACAAACACGUGAAUAGUUCAUAUCCCUCCUUCACUACAGAAAGCAUCAGAAUGAUUCCACAAACUCAAAUAGUCUUAGACACCAAUGACUAUUCACAAACAUUGGGGAUAUCACAAAAGAUAUUAACAGACGAUGGUGAAUUGGCAGGAACUGGGCAGCAAUCAUUAUGUACAGAGAGUAAUUUAGUCAUCAAACAAGAGGACAACAUUUAUGCCUUAUCUAGUGAAAUGAUUAUCCCAGAGGAUAAACCACACACAUUUACUGGGUUUUCAAAACAUAUUAAAGAAGGGAAAAGUCUUCAGUCUAACCAAAUGAUUCAUACAAAGGAGAAACCUUUCAAAUCUACAGAAUGUGAGAAAGGCUUUAGAUGGAAGUCUCAGCUACUAGAACACCACAAAAUUCACACAGGUGAGAAACCACACACAUGUACUGAGUGCGGCAAGUGUUUUACAGAAAAACGUAAUCUGAAAAUUCAUGAAAGGAGUCACACAGGAGAAAAGCCGUUCACAUGUACAGAGUGUGGAAAAUGUUUUACACAUAAGAGUAAUCUGAAAACUCAUGAAAGGAUUCACACAUGGGAAAAGCCUUUCAGAUGUACAGAGUGUGGAAAAUGUUUUACAGGAAAAUGUAAUCUGAAAAUUCAUGAAAGGAGUCACACAGGAGAAAAGCCGUUCACAUGUACAGAGUGUGGAAAAUGUUUUACAGUACAGAGGCAUCUGAAAACUCAUGAAAGGAUUCACACAGGAGAAAUGCCGUUCACAUGUACAGAGUGUGGAAAAUGUUUUACAGAAAAAAGUAGUCUGAAAACUCAUGAAAGGAGUCACACAGGAGAAAAGCUGUUCACAUGUACAGAGUGUGGGAAAUGUUUUACAGAAAAAAAUCAUCUGAAAAAGCAUGAAAGGAGUCACACAGGAGAAAAGCCGUUCAAAUGUACAGAGUGUGGAAAAAGUUUUACAGUAAAAAGUAAUCUGAAAAGUCACGAAAGGAUUCACACAGGAGAAAAGCCGUUCACAUGUACAGAUUGUGGAAAAAGUUUUACAGUAAAAAGUAAUCUGAAAAGUCAUGAAAGGAUUCACACAGGAGCAAAGCCGUUCACAUGUACAGAGUGUGAGAAAUGUUUUACAGAAAAAAGUCAUCUGAAAAAGCAUGAAAGGAGUCACACAGGAGAAAUGCCGUUCAAAUGUACAGAGUGUGGAAAAAGUUUUACAGAUAAAAGUAAUCUGAAAACUCACGAAAGGAUUCACACAGGAGAAAAGCCGUUCACAUGUACAGAUUGUGGAAAAAGUUUUACAGUAAAAAGUAAUCUGAAAACUCAUGAAAGGAGUCACACAGGGAAAAAACCUUUUCACAUGUAGAGUGUGGAAAAAGUUGUAUACAUAAGAGUGAACUGAAAAUUCAUGAAAGGAUUCACACAGGGGAAAAGCCUUUCUCAUGUACAGAGUGUGGGAAAUGUUUUACACAUAAGAGUUAUCUUAAAAGUCAUGAAAGGAUUUACAAGGGAAAAAACAUUUCACAUAUUUGGAAAGUGGAAUUUUUAUUUUUAUUUUAAUCAGGUAUCACAAAACACCAAAUAUUUACACACAAAUAAACUUUAUAUAUUUUACAGUGAGCAAACCUUUUUUAUAAUUAUCCUAAUGAGGACAAACUUUCUAAAUAGAAGCAUCAAAAAGGAUCCUAUUGUAAAUAAUACUUUCUUAAUCCCAGUUAUAAAAACCCCAGAUUGGAAGUGCUCUCCUGCUGUCCUUUGUUCCUCUAUAUAUGUGCACCUCAGUUUCUCUCAUAUCAAUGUGAUAGAAUCCAAACACCACACAGGAAUAUACAGAUCUGUCAUCAUACUGACCAGUUUACACAACCAUUCACCACCAAAGCACCCCCAGUGUUGUUUAUUAAUAUGUCAGUGUUAGGAGUUGUACAUUUGAUUUACAUAGGGGAGAAAAUAAUUACAUUUACAGAAUAAAGGAGUCUUUAUAUGAAUAAAGUAUUAGAUAAUUAUAUCAACAAGAACAUCAGUCUCAAAUGAUUGACAUCUGGGAGAUAUAUUUAAUGUGCACAUCAUGUGGAUAAACCUUUUCUUAUAGCAAUAGAUGCUUAGCAUUGUACAAUUGUAUAUGUUAUAUGCUAGAGGAAUUACUGAGGAGAAACUGAUUUUAUUUCAUGAGACACAAUAUCACAUACGUGAUCAUAAUCAGUUUAAUUUAAAUGGCAACUAUAACCUACAUGUAUACUGGGUAUGUAAUAUGUAUGUCAUGUUCUGUAACUUGAUAUGUCUAAAUAAAAAGAGAGAAGCGGUCAA